This is a messenger RNA of Onthophagus taurus, 1865 nucleotides long. Its product is annotated as pro-epidermal growth factor. NCBI's taxonomy places the organism in Eukaryota, Metazoa, Arthropoda, Insecta, Coleoptera, Scarabaeidae. Gene Ontology annotation, molecular function: epidermal growth factor receptor binding; receptor ligand activity. Gene Ontology annotation, biological process: epidermal growth factor receptor signaling pathway. The record is from RefSeq and is a predicted model, not a curated record.
CUCACCUUGUCGCGUUGUCGAAAGUAUCUCGACCGAUGUCGAUACGAAAAAUAGCGAACACAAGAAAAUUGCUAAGUUCACCCUCUAACCUUUUUUUUGCUGAAUAACUGUUUGAACGGAAGUAAAACGGGCGGGCGUAUCUCGAAAAGAAGACGGGUCAUCGGUGGUCAAAGUGCGUUCCGGUCGCGGUCUCUAUUUUUUUUUGUUCUGUGUUGACAGUUGAACAUAGCAAAGGAAGAAAGCCCAAGGAUCAGCAUGACGUGCGUGUAAAUGGUUCGAUUCAGUGUACGGACCGGCAGUAGUUGUGGUGCGAUGGUAUCGAACUGCUGCACAACAACCAGCACUGACAGUAUGUUAUCUAAUGCCGAGGGAACACGGAGGCCACCUUUAUGUUUCUGAGUUGCAAACGACUGGCGCACGUGAUGUGGGCGGCAUGGAGCUGGGGGCGGCGUCCUCCCGGCUCGAAGGCGAGCCCACUUCUUCUGGUCCUCAGGUGUCUCGCACAGGUCCUGUCCACUGGAUUCCACCGGUUUCUCGCACGAUUCUCAGGGAGAAGACGAUCGCGGAGGACGUCGCCACACAAUUCCCCGCCCCCUUGGUCGGCUACAUUAGUUUUAGUUCUAGCUUCUAUGUCGUUAUUUAGUAUAGUCGAUGCAUGUUCUUCGCGAACAACUCCAAAGCCCAGGCCGCCGGCGCCGACGCCACGGCCCAACAUCACAUUCCCAACCUUUCCGUGUCCGCCCGCUUACGCCGCUUGGUACUGCCUCAACGGGGCCACGUGUUUCACCGUUAAAAUUGCAGAAUCGCUUCUGUACAAUUGCGAGUGUGCGAAUGGCUACAUGGGUCCCAGAUGCGAAUUCAAAGAUCUAGAUAAAUCUUACUUACCAACGCAACAAAAGGUGAUGCUAGAAACAGCUAGUAUAGCAGGAGGAGCAACGAUAGCGAUAUUGUUGGUGUUCUUCGUGUGCUUCUUCGUUUACGUUCAUUACAAACGUAAAACGAAGCAGGCUCGAGCGUCGACGGACUGCGUUGACAGUCCUUCAAUUACUCAAAAUGGAAGACCGAUUUUCGGCACCCGAUGGAGGAAUCCCCCGCAUCCCGAUUUGCCGAUAAUGCACGAUAGGGGCGAUUCGAAUAAAAACAAGAUCGAACUUCACCACGUCACUACGCUAACGCCAUCGGGAAUAAACAAUAGGGAGGUUUAGUGUUUAGAAAUAUUAUAAUUAGUGCGUUUUACCCGGACUGUUUAAGAAAUUCAAGGAAAAAAAAUGUUUUGAGGUUUUUCGAAACACAAUCGCCAAGAAGGACUUUAAUAAUCAUCAUUGUAUAAAAUUAUUAUUUAUACGAAAGAAGCGAACGGAGCACUCGUUAUACGCAUUUCUUUGCUAUUCACUUAUUUUAUUAUUGUGUAGCUUACCAAUGAUUUUUUUUACGGAGGAGAAAUUGUUGGCAUCGGUUUGUAUAAAAUGUUAAUAACGAUAACAAUAGCAAUUUUAUAUAUAUACAAAUAUAUAUUUAUAAAAUAUAUUUCGGGUAUGUAAUUUGUGAGUACCGGGUCGGUUCGGUACGUUACGUUUUUUUAAAUGAAAGAAUUGUACUUGUGCAAUUAUAAUUGCAUCGUGGCCUAUAACAAUGUAAAUGACGUCAGUCUUGCGAAAAGCAUGAACUUUAGCCAAUUGUGGUAGGAGAGCGUACACGAAUUUUUAUACAAAUCCGAAAUUUGUACAUUAUUAUUAUUUAUUAUAAUUAUUUUUUCGUACCUCAACGAGAGGUACGAUUUACCUUUCCGAUCUUUUUUUCCAAUCUUAUUUGUACACAAAUAAAAAAAGCAAUGAUCGAUAAUGUAAUUGCUACAGUUUUUACUA